This is a messenger RNA of Coregonus sp. 'balchen', 24181 nucleotides long. The record is from the annotation of a GenBank genome assembly. Lineage: Eukaryota; Metazoa; Chordata; Actinopteri; Salmoniformes; Salmonidae.
CGCUGGAGGCGCCUCUGUUGUUGCUGGCUUCCUGCUGCUAGAUUGAUGUAGCAGUUUACUGAAAGCAGUUAUCCCUGGCUUGCUAGCCAAUAUGAGAACAUUGAAUUGGUUGCAAAUGAAAACGUAAUGGCUUCUUUACAAUGCUUCUUGUUUUAGUUCUUUAGCCAUCUUUCCAUCUGAUUCAGCACCUUUGACAGUCAAGUAAGUUGGCUUGCUAGCUACUGUAGCAUAUAUCUUAGCUAGCUAGCUAUAUUGGCUAACCAACUGGCUUUUAAUAUUGCAGGUAGCUAGCUAACUAUCUCACAUCCUCCAAAACAGCCUAAACAACAAUGCACAGGUUCACUUGAUUAGGAGGUGAUGGAACAUAGCUAGCUCUGGUCAAGUAACGUUAGUGGACGGACGCGCACUAACGACCUGGACCAGAGCUACAACAUAGCUAGCUACAAGCUGGUCAGCGUAAUUGGCAGCUCAGUAAUACAGUAAUUCUUCAUUUCAGAUGGCAGCUCCCUUCAAAAUCCCCAAGAGAAAACAGCCACCAGAAGCUGACAGCAUGCACAUGCAGUCACCUCUCUCACGAGUCCAGGAUACCUCCAGGCCAUUCGAGGUAUCCCAUACCAUUUCCAUCUGAAGUGGACAGAGCCCCAAUGAGCUGCAUUUUCACACAAAGUGACUCAUUAUUUGUUAAUGAAUGUUGUGUUUAUAUUUGAUCAUGGUGAUAAGUGAGAUCGACAUAGCUAGAAGGUAUACACUGAGUGUACAAAACAUUAGGAACACUUGUUCUUUCCAUGACAGACUGACCACGUGAAUGCAGGUGAAAGCUAUAAUCCCUUAUUGAUGUCACUUGUUAAAUCCACUUCAGUGUGGAUGAAAGGAAUGAGACGAGUUAAAGAAGGAUUUUUAAGCCUUGAGACAAUUAGGACAUGGAUUGUGUAUGUGUGCCAUUCAGAGGGUGAAUGGCAAGACAAAAUAUUUAAGUGCCUUUGAACGGGGUAUGGUAGUAGGUGCCAGGGGCACCGGUUUGAGUGUGUGGAACUGCAACGCUGCUGGAUUUUUCACGCUCAACAGUUUCCCUAGUACAUCAAGAAUGGUCCACCACCCAAAAGACAUCCAGCCAACUUGACCCAACUGUGGGAUGCAUUGGAGUCAACAUGGACCAGCACCCCUGUGGAACGCUUUCGACACCUUAUAGAGUCCAUACCCUGACAAAUUGAGGCUGUUCUGAGGGCAAAAGGAGGUGUAACUCAAUAAUAGGUGUUCCUAAUGUUUUGUACACUGUGUAACUAAAAUACUCAUGCUAAUGAAACCUUUUGAGUUGGACAUUGUUGCUCACACACACGUCUCCCAAAGUGCCUCCCAAAUGACACCCUAUUUCCUAUAUAAUCUAUGUACUACUUUUGAUCAAAGCCCACAGGACGGCUUUGGUCAAAUAGUACACCACAGGGAAUAGGGCAGAGGAGGCUGGUGGGAGGAGCUAUAGGAGGACAGGCUCAUUGUAAUGGCUCGAAUGGAAUCAAUGGAACGGUAUCAAACAUAUGAAAACCAAAUAUUUGGCUCCGUUCUAUUACUCUGUUCUAUUACUUCCAUUCCAGCCAUUACAAUGAUCCCGUCCUCCUAUAGCUCCUCCCACCAGCCUCCUCUGGAACAGGGUGCAAUUUGCGAUGCAACCCCAGACUCUCUAAUUUAAACCUAGCACUCUCAAGACACUUUAAAAGCUGUAGGUCAAUGUACUAUUUAGCCUAUGAGUUAAUACUUAUGCUGAAACAACACUGUGUGUCAUUUAUCAGACAAGCUGGUGCAAUGGCUCUUCCAAUGGAAAAAAGCCUGAACAGGUUGGCUCUCUGAAUGGACACAUCUCCAGAGCUGGGAAAGUGAGGUAUGUAUAGAGAUGGUCUGUACAUAGCUCUGGUCCAUAGCGUUCAUGCUGUUGAGCUUAAUGAACAGCAUCAACAAGUGACGCGACUCACUGGACCAGAGCUUAUUUGUACAGUGCUCAAAGACAAUGUGCUGCUGGAUUAAGAAUGUCAAUUAUCUCUCCUAGAUGACUUACUUGAUUUACCUGUCCUAGAUGACUUACUUUGAUUUGGUGUCCAUCAUGACUCUCUCUCCACCACUUUUCUGCGCUUUUGCCUCUUGCCUGGUUUCUGUUGGUGAUUUUGUUGACAGGAUGCAGUGGUCAUGGAUACCUGCAGUGCUUACUAAUUUCAGUAGAUGGAGCUGUUCAACCAGUUAAAUUUACCUGGUCAAAAUGUCUAGUACAGUGUGUAUAACUGGAAAUCAUGAUGACAAAAAAAGUCCAGGUUAUAUUACACAGAUUAUAUUACCGUUAUAUGGUAUUGAUGUGGUUCCUGAGAUGUGAGAUAGACUUUGCUGAGACUUUGACCACUGUUUACUUGUUUGCAGCGCUCAUAACCGGCUAGUUCUGAGGGAUGUAUGUAAAGCGCGUCUUGGACCUAGCCAUCCAGACAAAGGGAACUCCAGCCAGUCAACAGGCUUCCAGAGACCAGCUCAGACCCCAGAACACCGUCCAGUUACCAGCCAGAGAGGGGAUUCCUCCGAGCACAGCAAAUGGAGAGAGGCACACAGGUCCAGCACGCUGUGGAGAUCACCCCCUCGCUUUCAGCUAGCAGUCAACAGAACACCUAGGAAGCAGAUGGAGUCUCUGACACAUGAGAAGCCACCUCACCUAUCAAGCCCUGUGGCAUCAACACAUGAAGCUGAACAAAGACUCCCAGCAGCCUCUCCUUCCUGCUUAAAAAACGGGUAUGUCAUCAGGGCGGCAGGUAGCCUAGUGGUUAAGAGCGUUGGGCCAGUAACUGAAAGGUUGCUGGUUUGAAUCACAGAGCCGACUACGUGAAAAAUCUGUCUUUGCCCUUGAGCAAGGCACUUAACCCUAAUUGCUCUUGUAAGUCACUCUGGAUAAGAGCGUCUGCUAAAUGACUAUAUAAUAUAAUAUAAUAUGCCAUUUAGCAGACGCUUUUAUCCAAAGCGACUUACAGUCAUGUGUGCAUAUAUUUUUACGUAUGGGUGGUCCCGGGGAUCGAACCCACUACCCUGGCGUUACAAGCGCCAUGCUCUACCAAUUGAGCUACAGUGGACCACGUAAUGUAAUAGAUCUUGAAAAACUGAUAAAACUCUAGGAAUUAGAACCUAGUUUCUUUUUUUUAUGUGAAUUCACGUAUGAUUCUGCUUGUUCAGUUCACACUUGUUCUAGAAGUGACACCGACCAUAGAAAUCAAUGCUUGGAAUCAUUUGGCCUGACUGUACCGUUGUCCUCCACUAGAUGGCGCCCUAAGAGGGCAUCAGACACGCUGUGCCGGGACAAGAAUCAAGCGUCGCCACUGCUCAAGAUGCGCCGUGCAGAGUUCACUGGUCAGUGUCACACACACAUACCAUAUUUGAAGGACAUGGCUCAAGUUCAUAUUUGAGGUGAAAUCCUAUCCUACCAUACAAUCUUUCUCACACAUUCCAAAACAAUCCCUAGACAAUGCUCAGAUUAGCCUGAUGAAGACAAUUUACCAUUGUGGAUGCUACACUGUUUUUGUGAAAAUGUAUUAUUUGUCUUAAAACACAUCUUUCUUUAAUCUUGGUGCUCAGUCUAGGCUGUAGAUCCACAGCAGUUGGAGGCCGCUUAUAUCUACAUAGACCUAACCAAUUUAGGUUCAAACAUUAUUGUGUAAUCAGGAGUUUUCCUCGUUAAGUGUUUUGCUGGUGUUUCAUGGAGCAGUGGGGUUAACAUUUAGCAGGUGUUUCUGUGUCUAACCACCCCUUGUGUUUCCCCUCCUCUUCUACAUUGUGUUGGCAAGCCUGACCAUUUUCCUGGUUGGAUAAACAAAUGCUUAACUUUAUGGCCUUGUUAAAAAUGCGUUUGACUGCUUUUCUUUGAACUCUUUCUCGUUCAAGACGUGUCACAUUUAGCUGUGUGCUUUAGCCGACUCGUCUGGGUAUCGUUGUCAUGUCAUACAUGUGGACAACCAGGCUACUGUCUCUUCAGCAAGGGUCAAAAUGGAACUGUUGUGUUUUACUAGCUUAUUUCGUUGGUUCGAUUCCCGCUGGAGCCACCCACACCAAAAUGUUUAUCAAAGUCACUUUGGAUAAAAGUGUCUGCUAAAUAUCAUAUAUUUUAUUAUAAUUUUUACAUCUUCCCCAGGAGAUUCACAACUGUCUGUGAGAUGCAGCCCAGUGGAGUCGUCGGAGGAUUCUGCAUCAGAACCGUCUCCAGAAAGAGAGGCGGACAGUUCCUCAAAGAUGGGUGACAGGCCCUCUGUCCCCCUGGGAGACCCAACAUGGAGGAGACGUGACUCUGGGGUGAAUGGAUCUCCACCACAAAACACAGAGGUAGGGACAAUGGCUGCGUCUCAAGUGGGACCCUGUUCCCUAGAUAGUGCACUAUAGUUAAUAGGGGACCAUUUGGGACGUAUACACAGUUGACUGGCCUCAGGACUCACAUAAAGAUAUGUCUAGUAGAAAACAAUUGCUUGUACUUACUAGUCUGGUACAUUAGUUAUUGCGUUGGUCAUAACCAUACUUGUUAGCUAGCUAGGUUGUGCGUUGGCUAGCUUUUUCAGGCAUUGUUUGUAAGUGUUGGCUAACUCAGUGUUGCUAUGUUUAUUCACAACAGUGAACAGCCAAGUUGCUUAACUUCCGCCCUAUACAGAUAGUCCUGAUUCAGCUGAGCUGGUAUCUCCAUGUCUUGCUACAGGAUAACACCCCAGGGUAGCUUAUUCUAUAGAAUAGUAUAGACUCUUGUAAAGUGUGGCCAUUGAAAACAAACUAUAUCAAACUAUAUGAGAACAAGUAGGUUACUGUAGGGGCAGAUGCAGGCACACACAUUUUCUUUUAGGAAAUGAACCUUUUUUCUAGUUGAUUGUAAUAAUUUCUGUUAGGUUAACCCCUGUGACUAGUAGUCCUACCUGGUGUGCUUUCAGAAGGAGAGGACGGGAAGCUCAGGAUCACUGCAGGACAGGAUCAAGAGGAGUAGUGGUUCAUCAGGGACGCACCCCAGGGGAAGUGUCCCUGUCCCAGCAGGCCACCGUAGCCAGAGCUCAGAGAGUGACGACCCUCCCGACCGCCCGUUGACAUCAGGGGCCAGAGGUGCAUCCACAGGUUCCCCUAGACACUCCCCUUCCGCUGUGGCCUCAGUGACCCGGGCCACACAGGAGAAGCGGUUGUCCCUCAGCAGGUCUCCCCUCCCGGCUAACCCCAACCUCACAGACAGAGAGAGGAGGCCUCCAACCAAGUGUCUCUCCCUCCAUCUCAGGCUGAGGAGGCCCAAGCCCACCACCACAGAACCUAGUAAGUUGAACCACUGUUGAACCCUUCAUAGCAUAUUGAUAAGAACAUGCAACAUAAAUCACGCAUAGACUGGCGGUUUGACGUCACAUACGACUCUGUGAUAUGAGUGUUGUCGUACUGAACAAACAUUAUAAACGAAGCAAAAUACCCUCCUCACCCAAUGUCGUCAGUAUAGAAUAUCGUCCUCCACCAAUGGCGAGGAAGCAGUUUUCAGCUGUAUGUCUUAGUGGGGUUCAGGCCCAUUACAUAACAGGCUGGCUAGUAGAAAGCAGAGCCUCAGGCCUGGCACCAGUGAAUGGUCACAGAGUAGACUGCUGGAGUGGGACACACAAAGUCAGCCAUCCUGUCUGUCAGUCAGUUGGUCUCCGUAAGAGCUGGGCACAGGCUUCUAGUUUGACUCUUAUUGUUUGGCUGCUGCAGUGUUGUCACGAUACCAGGAUUUUGACUUCGAUACCGAUACCAGGUUUAGUAUCACGAUACUCGAUACUAAAAUGAUACCACAACAACAAAAAGAAGGCGUAUUAGCCAAAGUCACAGAAUGGCACUUGAUCCAGACAGAUAAACUCAGCUGCUGCUCUGUUCAAUCGUUGGGCAUCUUUUGAGUUCAAUAUCAUUGCAUUUGAACAUUUUUAUGUCCAUUUUUUAGUGACAGCCAUGUAUACAUUAAUAAAUCAAUUAUACAAUCAUGCAAUCAAUUUGACUUUGUUUUUACCAGUCUAACUACAAAACAACAUAAUGGUAAUCAUUUGUUUGAAUGGUAAAUCUCUAUUGAUAAACUGGGGAAAUCAAGAUGUAGCCUAGGCCUAUCCACAAUACAGGCGAAUCCAUAUUAUUCAAUAGGAGUGUGAGCAUGCAUUGAGUUAUGGAGCUUAUUUUAGCUGAUAUCAUGGGGCUACAGAUGACAAACAAUCCUUUCCAUUUAGGACUUAUUUUAUUGGCAACUGCUAGAACAUAUUAUUUUAUUGUACUGAUCAACAUUUGCAUAGAAGAAGCAAUAUCUUAUUUGAUCAAAGUGUGCGGUGUCUCUUUAAGAAAGUAAUGAUGUCAUUUGCAAGGCAGAAUGUGGCUGUGGAAUGUGACUUUGUGGCUAUGGAAACUAGACCGGAGGCGAGGGAGACUAAGGGUGCGUUCGUAAAUUCACUCUGGCUACUUCGAUUUCAGAGCACUCUCGUCUGAGUAUGCCAGAGCGCAGGAUAACCGAUGAAUUUACAAACGCGCAACACCUGUUGAAUAUGACCGGUGUCACUCAACGUUGGCAAAAAAACACCAUUAAAUUGUUGCCAGCAGCACAGUUAGUCACCAACUCUCUAGACAACAUGAAAACAGCCUAACCAGGUCUGCUAGGGCGAGUAAGAUGGUCAGAGUGAGCUGUUCUCUCAUUUGCGUCUGGAAGUAGCUAGCAAGCUAGCCAACUUUAGCCAGUUAGCUUGGGUGCUUGACUGCCGUUGUGAGGUCAGAACGCUUGGAUCAACCCUUCUCCUCGGCCAGAGCGUCCAGUGUGCGCUCUGAACGCUCAGAGAGCGAAACACUCUGAAUUUACGAACAGAUAAUCUGACAACGCUCUGAAUUUACGAACAACCCAGAGCACACUCUGACACACUGGAGGCAAUUUGAAGGGAAACUCCCUCUGUGGGCAUGGUGCACCACCACCGUGGACGUUAGAAUGGCUCCUCUGGAAGGACCUAAGCUCCACCCCUAUAACCAACCCUAACCUUAACUUCUAUGUGAUAUAAGCCACGUCCAUAGCCAUUGAUUGGAUCUGUGGUGUGCUGCAUCCUUAGCGAGGAUGUGUUCUAGCAGAGACCCAUGGCCUUCCUCUCUCUAGCGGAGUCUUGGCCCUUCAAAUCCCUAGUGAUUAGGUAGUAACGAGUACAGGAGCCUCCAUAAUGAUGACGCCAUGGGGCGAUAGGGAGCCAAGAAGCAGUUGGAAGAGAGAGGAAACUCAAGCUGGGUUUUGUAAUUUUCAGUACAGGCAAUAUUUACCAUAAAUAUAUUUUUGUCAACAUGGGGCUGGGACAUCAUCAGGGGAAUGAUGAGGACAUGACAUCCGAUGAGGAGCCUCAUCUGGUCCGCAUUUGUUCCCUCUUCUCCUAAUGGGUCCUAGUUACAGCUUUACAAGCUCUUUGGGGUCAAGAAUGUGUAGCCAGAGGCAGACAUGGGAAACUAUCAGCUGUCAGCGGUGCUGAGAGAUGAAUGCCUGGCCUGCCUCCACCACAGAGGGGUGGUUAACGUUUUUGAGGUGUGUGUGUGUUUGAAGAUGUGUGUGUCUUUACGUGCACUCAAAGUGCUGACAAGGAAAAGACCAUAGUGAUAACGAGAGCAGACUUGGUUAUUCUCAGUCCCCUUUGUCCCUCCAUGUUAAUGUACCAUGCAUGGUGGUAGAGAGAGGUAGAGUGAGGAGGGAGGAAGAGAGAGGGGGGAGGAGGAGGGAGGAGGUAGAGAGAGGAGGGUUGUGAGGGGGGAGGGAGGGAGGAAGGGAGACAAGUAGUCACCCAGAUUACUGUGGAUAGCCAAAGCUCCUUAUAAAGCCCAUUAGUCCUGUGUCUGUCUACUGGCACCUGACCCACACUGAGCCAAUCCCCUUCUGGCUCUGGCUCCCUCUGAUGCUACCAGGAGCUCCUAGUCCCCCCUUAACCUAACCCAUUGACUUUGCACUGAGCAGCUAACAGCCAUCUCCAGCUAGGUCUCAAUAUUAGGAAGGUGUUCCUAAUGUUUGGUAUACUCAGUGUAAAUGCUAAAAAAUAUAUGUUGGAGUUAUUUUCAUUAAAUAAACAGACACAGUGAUUUAUUAGACAUUCAGUGAUUUAAAAAUAACAUUACAAAGACUACUUGAGGGUUUUAAAAAUGGUGAAAAUGGCCCAUUGCAAUGUUCAUCCUCCCUACAGUGUAUUAGCUAAUCAAACAUCAAAGUAGUCAUCUAACAUGCAAAUAGAUGCCACUCCAAUCCCCUUAAGUCCUUCAAUGACAGUCAGUGUGCCAGCAGCUCCUUCGUGAAGCCACCAAUUGACACACUAAUUAACACACUAAUUUAAAAGUGACAGUCUCAGUAGGUGGUAGAGCAUGGAAAGGAGCUCCAGCUCUCAACUUCAGUGACAGUCAGUGUGCCAGCAGCUCCUUCGUGAAGCCACCCAUUGACACACUAACUAACAGUGUCUAGAAUGUUCUGGGUGUAGCUACCUUUCACUUAUCAUUGAAGACCAACUUUUUCUUACAUCCAGCUACUGCAACCGGCUCCUGGCCUGUAAUAUUCUCAGUUCCCAUUGUUUGUAUAACGACAGUGUAUAAUCACCAUACUAAGUUGAGUGUCUCUGUUUGUCAGUUGUGCUUUCCAGUGAGGAUGAGGAGGGCCAUGAUGAUGAAGAGGAGUGCCCCAGGCUGAAGACCCCACAACAGGGCCACAGCCCCAGGCAAAGCCAACCCACACCAGAGGAACAUGUACCCAAACAGGUAGGAGGGAUGCGGGGGCAUUCCAGUACUUGCAUGUGUCUCCAAUGAUCAUGGUACGUCAUUACAUGUCAUAGGCCUAUUCACUUUAAUUGCAUAGAAUUCUAAUUAUAUGGUUCUAAUUCUAUGGUUGCCUGGACAAAUAACAUAUUGUAUGGUUUUGAAAAAUAUUAGAGCAUUUGACAGACAGAGAGCAUCAAAUUAGGCAAACAAAUCAAGACAGACAUUUUUAUAUGCAGUACUCAGAGAAGCCAGUACUCAGCGACGACAGUACUCAGCGACGACAGUACUCCGAGAAGCCAGUACUCCGAGAAGCCAGUACUCCGAGAAGCCAGUACUCCGAGAAGCCAGUACUCAGAGAAGCCAGUACUCAGAGAAGCCAAUACUCAGAGAAGCCAGUACUCAGAGAAGCCAGCUGUUUACAGACUUGAAUUGAGAGGUCAGACUUGGAGAAGAUAACAUUGUAGCCUAUAUCACGACUUAGGUGAGGUUUGCCAGCUCUUGUCAGCUAACUGCCUGUUGUAACACAUGUAGAGGUUUAGCUAGCUAACAGACAGUGGGGAUUGGGAAAGUGUUAGUAAUAAAAUAAACCAUUCUGGUGCUGUGAGAUAAUUAGUAGUAGAAAGCCUCAUCUCAGUGGAUGUUUUAGUAGAAGCAGAUAACUCUGGUUAAGAUCCAACAUGUUUGUUAUUGUGUUUAGAGGUGCUGUAGAGGAAGAGAUGUAACCCCUGUUGUUGACCAUCUUGAACAGAGCUUCUCAUCUCUGUUCAAGGAUUUCUAUGUGGCUCAGUGCAGUGUCUCUUCUACCGUUACUGUAGAUGGAGGGGCCUAGCAGAAUGGCCUCCACCUUAAACUCCAUCCACCGUAACUUGUUGCACAUGAAAGACAAGACAUCACCAAUUGAAAACAUUCUAGGAAAUCGUGGUGGAUUAAAGCAUUUGCUUCCAGGAGGGUCUUUUUUUCAUGCCUGGGAAGAAAUCUAUUUAAGCAGUUGAGGUGAAUAUGAGGUGUUUUAUGCAAUGCUGUGAAUGAUUUAAACGUGUGCCGGUGCCCCUGUGUUGUGAUUGGCAGGCUGUGGUUGGAGAGAAGGUCACGGGGUCACAGAGAGUAUCGGAGCACAACCCUUGCAGCACACAGCCACUGCCUCCUAUCAUGGAACUGUCUUUCUCUACACUGCACGCUGGGGUGGUCCGAGCACAGGCCAAUGGAAACCUGGUGGUAAGACACUUGGGCUAGUGGUGUGUGUGUCUAGGUCACUCUCUCUAUCUGUCUCUAUCUUUGUGUACACGUAGGCGCGUGCUUGUGUUCCACAGUCACAAUUAGUUGUGCAUAAUACCUGUGUGUUUCAAAUGUGUCUGAGUUGAAGCCUGUAUGGAUGGAAGACACAGAAACAACCAGGUUCUUUCCUCACCGUCCUGAUUUCACAUCACUAUUUGUCCUUCUUUCUCUCUUUCUUCUCUUCUGUUGCACUGUCCUGAGCCGUACUUAUAAUGACAUGUAUCGCUCUCUCUCUCUCUCUCUCUCUCUCUCUCUCUCUCUCUUUCCAUGCCCUCUUCCACAUAGUUUCCCCCUUAAUGUGAUUGGCCCAUCACUAGUUUUUGUUCCUGGUUUAUAUUUUAAUAAAGGAUAUGUGUUUUCCAACGUCUUAAUGGGCCACUCCUCACAUAUUACACUGAUGGGACGGAUGGAGAGAGCUGGAAUAAAAUAGAAAAUCAAAUAUGUGUCACUACUUUGAACACUUCAUCUCUAAACAACCUUGACUGGACAUGCCAGUCUCUUGCUGUAACAAUAACAUGAUAAGCAACUCAAGACCAUAACUGGCAAAACAUUGGCAGUUUAUCACCAGGUGUUCUCCAAACUCCCAUCAAGUCCAUUCAAGGGCCAUAAAAUCCUAUUGUGUUUGUUUCUUCCACUUUAACAAGCAAUUAAGAAAUAGUAUGGUGCUAAUGACAGAGUACCGGGGUGAAUUAAACUGUGGUCAGUGAGUCCGGAGCAGUUACCUUGUGGUCACUAGGUUACCGUGUCAAACUGUUGUUGUUUUCCACUGUGAGAACAGCAACACAACAGGGAAGUCCACAUUGCGUAUUUUAUUGUAUUUUAUUUAUUUAGCUGCUUUUGUCAUGUCUGGAAACUUUCCUUCCGUUGUUGAUGAACGAGACAUGGUCUUUUUUUAUUGACAACCCUUUUAAACAGAAUGUAUUAUUCUGUUAUGAUUGGUAUUGUUUCCAUAGCAACCACACAAAAUAUGUCCAAUGAUGAAUACCUAUCCAAUCCUUUCAGAUCUACACAAAUGCAUCGGGUCUGGUCUAGGUGAAUAAGGGCCUAGGGGAAUAAGGGCCUAGGGGUCGGUCAGGACUGAGCGUCAGGGGUCAGGGGUCAUUCUACCCUCCUUAGGACCAGAUGCUUUAUAAUAUCCCUCCACCUGUCUUCAAUCUCUUCUCCUCCUUUACCUCUUCUCUAAUCAGCUAUUUUAUUCAUCCUCCUUUCCUCCCUUCAUCUUAUUACAUACCGUAAUGACGACAUGUCAGCAUUUUCCUCCUGCUAAUAUAUUUUCAUCUCCCUCCUCUUUUUAUAGGUAACAGAUGAUGGCAUCACUCUACCGCUGAAAGGUAAUCACUGACAGCUUGGCAUUGCGGUAGUGUGUGGGUCGUGGAGUAGGACCUAGCCUAAUGAUCAGAUGGGGGAAAGAUGGUAAAAAGGUCUCAAUAAUCCUCAGAGGGUGAAGUCACUGUGUUAGUGUGUUUUCAUCUUUACUGCAACACAUGCAGGGUCCUUCCCUUCCCCAGGGGGAUCAUAUGGGCGCCAUAGUCUCCCUGAGCCACCCACUGCCUGCCGCCCAGCCUCACACACCACCACAUAGAUGAUGCCCCCCUUCUCCUCUCCUUAGUUGGCAUCAACGUGGCACCAUGUGGCCUGGCGUCAUAGAUUGAGGCCUGGCAUCAUAGAUUGCGCCCUCAGUGUCUUUGUGAUGUGACUUGGGUCAAGGUAUUCAGAUGAGUAGGGCAGCAGGGUCAUAGCCUGAGUGCCAGUCUGUUUGUGCCAUCAUGCCAACUCCUUGGCACUCAUUGUCACACUAAACAUGUUUGGCUUGACAAUAAGCAAAUGAGUUGUCAAUGUGGGAUCAGACUAGUGAAGUCAGACUGGCAAACACACUUCUGUUCUGAAAGUGUAGUGCUGAAAUCCAUUCUCUAGGAAGGAUAGGUAGGCGGACAGUACCAUGCAGAAAAACGUUAGUUACAUGUAGAAGGAUCAGAUCAGCCUAUUCUAUAUUGAAGCAAUAAGGCCCGAGGGGGUGUGGUAUAUGGCCAAUACAGCUGUAUACCACGGCUAAGGGCUGUUCUUAAGCACGACGCAAUGCGGAGUGCCUGGAUACAUCCCUUAGCCGUGGUAUAUUGGCCAUAUACCACAAACCCCCAAGGUGCCUUAUUGCUAUUAUAUACUGGUUACCAAUGUAAUUAGAGCAGUAAAAGUCAUUGUUUUGUCAUACCCGUGGUAUACGGUCAAAUUUACCACGGCUGUCAGCCAAUCAGCAUUCAGGGCUCGACCCACCCAGUUUAUAAUAUUCAUUAUGUGUAAUGAUUUAAUUCCAGCCUGAUGUUCCGUUAGGUAACGCAUCUUUAAUCCUUUAUAUAAAUGUCAUUACGGUUGGUCUUGUUAUUGUCCCAGCCCCAUGGCUUACCCUAUUGUUUACUGUAGGUGAGCAGGUAACGACCCUGUUCAACUGUCUGUGACCAUGUGAGGGUCACACACACGUGCCCCCAUACACACACUUACACCUAAACACACACACACACACCUCUACACACUUACCUGUUUGUCUGUGGACUGGGUUAGGGUUAAGAAGCUCAGCUUAGGGUUCUAUUUACGUUUGGCGACGGUAGGCCAUACUGGUUUGCACGACCUUUUCACCCCUCUUGACUCCAGGUGCUUCUGUGUAUCUUACUAGUGUCCUAAGACGCUUAUGUUGAGCAGGAGGUGGUCAGUUAGUGAGAUCAUGGUGCUAGUAACUCCAGGGUCUUGGGUUUUGGAUUCUUAACCCCUGACAGUCAGUGUAUUAGACAGGCUUUCUGCCUUCUCCAAAACACUAUAAGACCCUUAAAUACAUUAUUUAAAUAAUCCAACAGAAAAUACUUCCCUGUCAUCAGAUAUCCAGUAUGAUCAAAACAGAAUCAUUACACCCCCCCCCCCCCCCCCCCUCUUGUCCAACAGAUUCCAGGGUGUCAUCAGAGGAGGAGGGGGGGGUGUCGGUGAGCCUGGUGGCGUCCCAGCUACGUGGGUACGCGGUGUGGGACGGAGGUCUAGCCCAAGACGGGAGUCUCUUCCAGGGCUGUCCCGGCCGAGUGGCCCCCUCCCUGCUCUUCCUCUGGGUGUCUGAGGCCCAGGCCAACCUGGUGCAGACAGAGCUCUCAGCCCUCCACCCCGUUACUCUGCCUGGUAAGACUACUGAGUCCACUGGGAGAAAUUAAUUACAAUGUUAGUCGAGACUUGAGAGUGACUGUUAACUUUAGAUGAGCUCACUUGAAAAAGAGACGUCAAUCUCAAUGUGACUUCCCUGGUUAAAUCAAGGAUAAAUGAAUCUAUAGUAAAAUGAAUAGUGGUUCAAUAAAUUUUCACCAGAUGUGAAGAAUUUGAUGCAUGGAGAAGGGAUAAAUUGGGAUUGGUGUUUCGUCCGAUCCAGAGGUGGAUUAAUUGAGUUAAAGGUUCAAUCAAGCUGUGAAGGUCAACAGGAAAACAAACUUCCCAAGGUUCUGCCUCCAAAACCUAAUGAAAGACAAAGAAGUGUAGAAGUGGAGCGUUGUCCUUAAUGUGGGCCAGUUACUGAGUAUUAGUGGGCGGAUCACAGCGCAGCACACUGCUAUGAUUCAACCACAUGAUCUAGAGGAAAGAAAGUCAUCACCUGUCAAAGUGUGGUACAGUGUGUGUCUCUGUGUGUGCGUCCGUCCGUCUGUGUUAAUGUGUGUGUGUGUGUGUGUUCCCUCCUAUUGUGGAUAUAUAGGUCAGGCCUGUCCGUUCCUCCUCCUGGUUCUAAGAGAACAGCUGGGUGAUCUGCAGGCUGCUCUGCUAGCCUCCAUGCUGGACGUAGAGGCCUUCCGUCAGGGCCGCUCCUACGACCUGAAGAGCCCCCUUUCCUGGGCAGACGGCCUGGCGCUGAUACACAGCUGUCCCCAGGACGCCCACUUCCUCACCCUGCUGGGGCAGAGCCUGGUGGCAGACCCCAACCCUGGCCUGGGGACAGCAAAGGUCAGUAUAGUCACUCAGGAGCUCAGAACUGUGUGAGUAUGUCUGUCUAUGUCUGUGUCUGUGUCUGUCUAUGUCUGUCUGGCUCAGUGUAUGUGCUUGACAGUGUGUGUAUACCUCUGUGCUCUUUCGUCCCCUGUCCCCCCCUUCUCUCCUCCCCUCUAUCCAUCCCUCUGCCUUAAGAUGCAGGCUCACCCUCAGAGGUAUAAAGUCAUAAACCUGUUAAUAAAACCUCUGUGUUAUUCAAUCCACUGUGAGUUCUGGGUGCUCAACAUAACAGCAGGUUCUAUGAAGGCCAGUUGGCGGCACUGGGUAGAAGAAGUGGCCCUUUCAGCACACACGUACACACACACACACACACACACAGUGUGAAUGGCCCCUGACUCAGGUCUGAUGAAGUGACAGUGUCCAGUGAGGGAUGGAGAUUGGAGGGAUGGAGAUUGGAGGGAUAGAGGGAUGAAGAUUAGAGGGAUGGAGAUUGGGGAUGGAGAUUGGAGGGAUGGAGGGAUGGAGAUUGUAGGGAUGGAGAUUGGAGGGAUAGAGGGAUGGAGAUUGGAGGGAUGGAGAUUGGAGGGAUGGAGAUUGGAGGAUGAGAUUAGAGGGAUGGAGAUUGGAGGGAUGGAGAUUGGAGGGAUAGAGGGAUGGAGAUUGUGGGAUGGAGAUUGGAGGGAUAGAGGGAUGGAGAUUGGAGGGAUGGGGACGGAGAUUGGAGGGAUGGAGAUUGGAGGGGGGAUGGAGGGAUGGAGAUUGGAGGGAUAGAGGGAUGGAGAUUGGAGGAUUGGAGGGAUAGAGGGAUGGAGAUUGGAGGAUGGGAUGGGGAUGGAGAUUGGAGGGAUGGAGAUUGGAGGGAUGGAGAUUGGAGGGAUAGAGGGAUGGAGAUUUGGGUGGAGAUGGAGGGAAGGAUGGAGAUUGGAGGGAUGGGAUUGAGGAAGGGGAUGGAGAUUGGGGAUGAGGAGGAGAUUGGAGGGAUGGAGAUGGAUGGGAGGAUGGAUGAGGGAUGGAGAUGGAGGGAUGGAGGGAUGGAGAUUGGAGGGAUGGAGAUUGGUGGGAUGGAGAUUGGAGGGAUGGAGAUUGGAGGGAUAGAGGGAUGGAGAUUGGAGGGAUAGAGGGAAGGAGAUUGGAGGGAUGGAGAUUGGAGGGAUAGAGGGAUGGAGAUUGGAGGGAUGGAGAUUGAGGGAUGGGGAGGAGAUGGAGGGAUGGAGAUUGGAGGGAUAGAGGGAUGGAGAUUGGUAGGGAUGGAGAUUGGAGGGAGAGGGAUGGAGAUUGGAGGGUAGAGGGAGGAAUUGGAGGGAUGAGAGAGGAUGGAGAUUGGAGGAGGAGAUGGAGGGAUAGGGGAUGGAUAGGAGGGAUGGAGAUUGGAGAGGGAUGAGGGAGGAGAUGAGGGAUGGAGAUUGGAGGGAUGGAGAUUGGAGGGAUGGAGAUUGGAGGGAUAGAUGGGGGAUAGGUGGAGAUUGGGAGGGAUGGAGAUUGGAGGGAUGGAGGGAUUGAGGGAUGGAGAUUGGAGGGAUGGAGAUUGGAGGGAUGGAGAUUGGAGGGAUGGAGAUUGGAGGGAUGGAGAUUGGAGGGAUAGAGGGAUGGAGAUGAGGGAUGGAGAUGGAGGGAUGGGGGAUGGAGAUUGGAGGGAUAGAGGGAUGGAGAUUGGAGGGAUAGAGGGAUGGAGAUUGGAGGGAUGGGAGAUUGGAGGGAUGGAGAUUGGAGAGGGAUGGAGAUUGGAGGGAUAGAGGGAUGGAGAUUGGAGGGAUAGAGGGACGGAGAUUGGAGGGAUGAGGGAGGAUUGGAGGGAUAGAGGUGGAGAUUGGAGGGAUAGAGGAGGAGAUAGAGGGGAGUAUGGAGGGUAGAGGGAUGGGGAUUGAGGGAUGGAGAUGGAGGGAUGGAGAUUGGAGGGAUAGUGAGGGAUGGAGAUUGGAGGGAUGAGUGGAGGAGAUGAGGGAUGGAGAUGGAGGGAUAGAGGAGGAUUGGAGGGAUUGAGAGGGAGGAGAUGGAGGGGAUGGGAUUAGAGGGAUGGAGAUUGGAGGGAUAGAGGGAUGGAGAUUGGAGGGAUGGGAUUGGGAGGGGAUAGAGGGAUGAGAUGGAGGAUUGAGGGAUGGAGAUUGGAGGGAUGGAGAUUGGAGGGAUGGAGAUUGGAGGGAUAGAGGGAUGGAGAUUAGAGGGAUGGAGAUUGGAGGGAUAGAGGGAUGGAGAUUGGAGGGAUGGAGAUUGGAGGGAUGGGGGGAUGGAGAUUGGAGGGGAUGGAGUUGGGGGAUGGAGAUUGGAGGGAUUAGAGGGAUGGAGAUGAGAGGGAUUGAGAUUGGAGGGAUAGAGGGAUGGAGAUUGUAGGGAUGGAGAUUGGAGGGAUGGAGAUUGGAGGGAUGGAGAUUGGAGGGAUAGAGGGAUGGAGAUUGGAGGGAUGGAGGGAAGGCUCAUUGGGCAGCGUUAGGUGGGGGUGGGAUCACUCCCAACCAGCUGCAGAAGUGAGCUUGGUCUCUAUUCCCUCACAGGUCCUAGAAGGAUGGAGGAAUUACACAGGCAGUUAGAAGGGAUCUGGGUGGGCGAAUGUGUGUGGGUGUGUGUGUGUGGCAGGGGUGAAAUGUGAUUGGCAGGGAUUAUGCUUGUGUUUGUGGCGGGGGUGAUGUGUGUGUGGUGUAUCUGGUCCAGGAAGGAACGUCAGGGUUUUUGGGGCCAGCUGGCAUAGACCAAAGUAGGCCACCUCGUUGGGGUCUUUAUGAGCUGGCUCCCUAGUCCUCAUCUGUCCAACACACACACACACACACACACACACACACACACACAGAGUGAGUGAGUGGGGUCAUCCUCUUCCUCGCUGCUCUUCGUCAUCAGAGCAGACCUUGACUUCAUCACCUCGACCGUCCUCGUUCUCAUCACCUGCCAAAACGUUGAAUUUGAUCACUUGUUCCCCUCGUCCAAAAGACAUUGGAGGAAAAUCCCCCAUGCAGUCAGAUGUAUCUGUAGAGUAAAGUGUGAGGUGUUUAAGUGGGGUGACGACUUCUGCAGGGUGAUUCUGUAAUGCCUUUCUGUUCUGUUCUUGUUCUGAUCAGGGGAGCCCCAGUCGGACCAGAGGGAACCACAGAAGCAGAGAGCGUUACUCCAGACACCAGGGCCUGCUGCCCACCAGGUGGGGGCAGUAUAUCUUUAUUGUUAUGGAUGGUUUUCAAUUUAGAAUAUACUACCUGUUAGUAUGAGUUGUUGUUGUUUGUUUACACAUGAACUAUUGGAUCUCUCCAUCAUCAGGUUGAUCCAGUACCCACCACUCCCUUCUAAAGGAGGAAUCACCGUGACAACAGAGGACCUUGACUGUCUGGACAGUGGCCAGUUCCUCAAUGAUGUCAUCAUCGACUUCUACCUCAAGUGAGUUCUAGUGAUCUGCCUGUGGACCAAUGUUUUUCUCUUAUAAUUUGAACAUCUUAGCCAGCUAGCAGACGUGUAACCAGUGAUUAUACAAGGGGUGGGUCUAAUCCCGAAUGCUGAUUGGUUAAAACCGCAACUAAGUACAAUGAAGCAAGACUAAGGGGACUUUUCUGACCAGCAUCCCAUUGACAGGCUGACUAGCCAAAACCUAAAACUGACCCUUACCGUAACUAAACCCUAACAUGAACAUAAUUUAACAUAUACGGGAAUGGAUUAUCAGUUUGCAUGUCAGCCACGUCCCUUUAGUUUAGCCCAGCCACACAGCAGGUGAAUGUACAGCAAAACCUCAACAUCUUCCUGUCCCCUCAGGUAUCUUCUCCUGGAGCGGGCCCCGGGGCCCCUGGCUGAGAGAUGUCAUGUCUUCAGCAGCUUCUUCUACAAGCAGCUGACCCGCCGGGACACGUCCCUGGAGGAGGAGGCUGCCAUCCCGUAAGGAGAUCAGCGCUCAGCGUCUUUUAACGGCUUAGUGGGCGUCUCGCCUCGCGUCACAUGGCGCCGCACAGGGGGCUCACGUUUGGCGUUAUGCUCAUGGCGGCAUGCUCUACGUGUGCUGGCGGCUUAGUCACAUGCUAACGAUAUUAAUGAUGGUGUUGACAGAGACGUUAAGGAGCAUUUGACUCUUGUUAGGAGUAUUAUUCUUUCUAAAUAUGUUGGAUAUUCUACCUGAACUCUGAUGGAAGGAGUAGUGUGCGUUGCUGUAAAGUGUUCCCCUCUCCUUCCUCUCAGGGCCAGGGACAGGAGACACCAGAGGGUGAGGACCUGGACCCGCCAUGUUGACAUCUUCAACAAGGACUACCUGUUUGUGCCUGUCAAUCACCAGUGAGUGAGAUUAAUACACACUCACUCACUUACUCUCUCUCACACACACACACACACACACACACACACCACACACAACAAUACACACACACAGCACAGACACAGACACAGCACACACACACACACACACACACACACACACACACACACACAGAAGGUAGAGCCAAGACUUAGACCCAUACCAGCACUGUUUCUGUCGAUCUCGCAAAGCGGAACAGAUUAUUUCCUGAGGAGAUGCGUGUGCCCAAUUAGCCCAUGGUGGUCCAGCACUACACUACACUACCACACUACAACACACUACACUAACACACAUAAUCACACACACGCAUACUACUACACUAUAAUACACACAAAUACACUACACGUACACAUACGACACAUAAUACACACACUAACUAUACUAACACUAUAAUACCUACACACUAUAAAACACUUACACUAUACUAUACACUAAACACUCACUAUAAUAACUCCCCCAAAAAACUAAUCAUAUAAUACACGACAACAUUAGCUAACACUAUACUACACUACACUAUACUACACUACACUAUACUACACUAUAAUACGCUAUAAUACACUACACUAUAAUACACUACAAAACACUAUACUACACUUCACUACUGUACACGUCACGACACCACACUCCCCUGAUUGGGGAAAACAGUGCUCUUUUCUUCAGCCUUCCCUCUAGCUGCCAUGGCUCUGACAAUGAGACUGGAGCGGAGACAGUGUCCAGGCAGGGCAGGGCUCCAGCAUAGUGGAGAUGAAUGGAUGUGGCCUGAGCUGUAGUGUAGUCUGUCGGUCUGUCGGUCGGUCGGUACUAGUCUCAAGGCUGCACCGGAGUUGAAACAGCCUCUGUCACGCCUGACAGAGACCGGGCCGUAUGUGCGUACCUUCAUUCAUAUGGCUGUGGGUUGAUGAAGGUCUGGAUGGAGUGCUGCACAACAUCACGUUCCCUUUUCCCUCAACUCCUCCCUUCAGUUUAGGACCAUAGUAGUAGGGUUUUAGUCUACAUACUGUACCUUCUGUCCCCAGCACAAUGAUUUAGAACCCCAGCUCAGUCAGUAGAGCAUGGCUCUUGCAAUGCCAAGGACUGUAGGUCCGAUUCCCACUGAGGCCACCCAUAGGAAAAAUGUAUGCACCCAUGACUGUAAGUCGCGUUUGGAUAUAAGUGUCUGCUAAAUGGCAUAUGUUAUUAUAUACUGCAGACCUAUUUGACAUAUCUUAAUGGGUUUUCAAUAAGCAGCGAUUGAAAAAAGCAAUAAUGACAAUAGCUCGCUGACUGAUGCGUAGCUGGAAAAUGAGCUAAGCUCCAGAUACGGAUUUCUAUUCUGACACUGUAUGUUCCAGUAUGUUCCUAUACAAGAGAAUCAGGCCAGGCUAGGAUAGGGGACACCCACCAUGUUCAGAACACAGCCAGGCCAGGCUAGGACAGGGGACACAGCCAGGCCAGGCUAGGACAGGGGACACAGCCAGGCCAGGCUAGGACAGGGGACACAGCCAGGCCAGGCUAGGGACAGGGGACACAGCCAGGCUAGGACAGGGGACACAGCCAGGCUAGGGCAGGGGACACAGCCAGGCUAGGACAGGGGACACAGCCAGGCUAGGACAGGGGACACAGCCAGGCCAGGACAGGGGACACAGCCAGGACAGGACAGGGGACACAGCCAGGCUAGGACAGGGGACACAGCCAGGCUAGGACAGGGGACACAGCCAGGCUAGGACAGGGGACACAGCCAGGCUAGGACAGGGGACACAGCCAGGCCAGGACAGGGGACACAGCCAGGCUAGGACAGGGGACACAGCCAAGCUAGGAUAGGGGACACCCACCAUGUUCAGAUCACAGCUGUAUAUCUAUAUAUCUAGAUGAGAAUGUAGAUAUGACCUAUGCAGAUCUCUGUAUCCCCAGUCCAUUACGCUUUCUCUCAUAGAAUAGGAUGGGAUGAAUUGUAGUGUCCCAGAGGAAAGAUUGUCUUAGACACACAGUACUGCUGUAUACAAAAGAAAUACUGUACAUUACACACUCUACAUAAUACAUACAUUAGACGUUACCUUAUCAUACACAUUGAACACUUCUCAUAGCCACAUACAUGAUACAUUGCAAAUUCCUUUACAUCUGAUUCACUUAUAUCUGAUUCCCUUAUAUCUGAUUCCCUUAUGUCUGAUUCCCUUAUAUCUGAUUCCCUUAUAUCUGAUUCCCCAGAGCCCACUGGUACCUGGUGGUGAUCUGUUUCCCUGGCCUGGAGCAAGCCCAGCAUGAGGAGUGGUCCGGCCCAGCCGGAGUAGAGGCCAGCGGGGGGAAGAGGAAAUGCCAGCCCCAGGCUUCAGCUGGGCCUUCUCCAGGGCCCAGCAACCCCAAACUGCAGAACGGAACAGGUGCGUUGGACAGCCCUGAUGCAUUGUGUGUAUGUGAUAUUUACCUUGGCAGAAUCUCACUUCUCUCUCCAGGGCCUUGUAACAGCGUUUGUAAUUGGCCCGGGUUGUGUUCGCACAUUUUCUUUAACCCUAAUGAUCAAAUUAACGUCGGGUUGGAUUGUUUUUAUUUUAGCUCAAUAGUGUUGGAAGAUAGCUAGGGGGCUUUUUAUGCUGCGAUGUCAGUCCCAAACUACCCGUUAAAACCCUAUGUUAGGCCUUAUGUUAUUAUAUACAGCUGCAGGUCUAGCGUGCCCUCCAUACCCAGCCAAGAAACAUAGAGAAACAGAGCAUGAACAUUUGGCCAUAACACCACAGAAGAAAAUAAAACAGUGACUAAACAUUUGCUGCUGAUUAAAAGGGGGCUGUGUGUUUGUUUGUGUUUGUGUGUGUGUGUGUGUGUGUGUGUGUGUGUGUGUGUGUGUACGUCCUUCAGGUGGAACAGGGGAAGCCAGAGGGAAACCUACAUUGAGGCCCCACAACCCACCAGUAAAUAUCAACCUCUUUUCUAAAACAAUUCCGAUUUUUUAUUUUAUUUUAUUUUUUAAUCAGAUGUUUUGAGCAUGCGUGCAACAUUCUAAAUUACAUUUUCCCUCCAAUUUUGAAGGAGUGUACCCAAGAUGGUUGUCAGAAGGAGACCAUCAUUAAGAAGUGAGUGCAUUAACUGAGUUCAUUGGCUGUACUUCCUCCAUCUAUAACAGUGUGUGUAAUAUCACUGGGUUGUUUUCUCUCUCUGUAGACACUGUAUUCUCAUCAUGGACUCCCUGAAGAUCUCUAACCAUGAGAGCAUCUAUAAGCUCUUGCAGGAGUGAGUACUGUGUGUGUGUGUGUGUGUGGUUCAUCUCUGUAUGUGUGUAUGUUUAAAUAUGUGUGUGUACACUAGUUCCAAUCUCUCCCCUGCCUGUCCUCUCCAGUUACCUGCAUGUAGAGUGGGAGGUACGUAGAGGAACACGUAGAGACUUCACUGUAGACAGUAUGAAGGCUUCCCACUGUAGAGUCCCCCUACAGGACAACAGCAGCGACUGCGGCCUCUACCUCCUGCAGUACGUGGAGAGCUUUCUGCAGGUACGGCCCUCCCCCUCCAACCUCACACACUGAACAACAAGCUGACAUCAACCAUCCAUUUCAUUGGCACUUUUCUGUCUGUCAUGGUCUUAAGACACUUGAUCUGAAAUGAUAACUGACUGUCCCAUGCAUGACAUCACGCCCUAAUCCAAACCUCUGGUUGGCUCACUGACUUUCUCCAGAACCCAGUGGUGCACUUUGACCUCCCCCUGCGCUUGGAGCGCUGGUUUCCACGGCAACAGGUGUGGAGGAAGAGGGAGGAGAUCCGGAGCCUGGUGAUGGAGCUGCACGGUCGUCAAGGCAACGGCGAGAGCAGCUCCAGGUAGCCAAGCUAGCUACCUUAGCUCCACAUACCUGACCAGCAACGCACUACAAUACCCCAAAACUGUGAAGGACUUUUAUAUUUAAAAUGUACAAUAAAUGUCAUAUUUAUACUAUUUUUGUAUUACUAUUUUUAUAAAAUGUCGCAGGAUGUUUGUUUCUCACCUGGUAUGUAAUGCGAAUAUUCAAAAUAAUAGGAUCUUAAAAUUGAAUAAAAUUGUUCAUUUGUAAUGUUUCGUUUUUUAUUGGCUUAUAGAAGAGAGCAUUUGGAAAUUACGUUAUUACACAUGGAUAUGAGUGAGCACUAAAAUCUAGUUUGCUGAGCAAAGACGUAACUCAUGUACCCAUAACAGGUUUAUUUUUCUUUUUCAAAUGUGCUUAUGACUCACACAUAAAACCACUAUAAAUAUUAAAGUCAAUAUUACUCAGUUAUUCCUGUUCAGUGUGUCAGGCUGUUGUUUUUGACCAUCAAUCAUACAGGACUCCAUAUGCACCUGAUUGUUUGCAGCUGCUAAACAAUAGUGGUGUCACUACAGACAAGUCAAAAUGUUGGCAAUGUUUUAGUUUUGGCUCCACAUGUAGCUGUUUAGUUCGUAAGAAAACCCCAAUGUUCCUGUGGGGAACACUGUGUAAGCUUACACAAUGACUGUUUGUAAUAUGAUAAUUAGAACACCACCUCUCCCCUGUUCUGUUUACAGGCAGACUUGAACUAAAUUCCCCUCAAUGAUUGUGCUGUAUGAGAGUCUAGGGACCUGACUCACUCUGUCAUGAGAAACAGAAAUACCAUUCUACCUACACAGUAGGAAAAAAUAUGUUUGGUUUGAUUUCCAUUUGUGUUUCUGUUUUGUUUUCACGGUAUAAACAUUGAUUUGUUAAUGGCAUGUUUAUAAUGAUGUAUUUAUAAUGUGGUAUACUCCUGGAUUAGAGAAUGCCCCAAAGUCUACCUAGCAACGGCUGGACAGAACUCUCUUCUGUCACCAUCACAAUAUUUUAGAGCGAGAAUUCCAGAUAUUAACUUAGUUGUUAUUGUGUGUUUUUCACAUGGGCACAGUUAAUAGGUUUCUCAGUUUGCUUCGUUAACACUGUAAGUCUGAUAGGAUAUGCGCUUAAGCAUAUGUACUUAAUUGGGAUAAUCGGAGUCUUUGGUGCAGCCCCUCAUGGUAAUACCCACAGCAUGUGGGCCCCAGACAGAGACCUCUUAGACAGGACAGAGCCCCCCUCCUCCGCUCCCACUGCUGUUGGAAGGGUAAAGGUCAUCCCCCACACCUCCCAAAUGAGUUGGGCCUACCCCUUUCCUAUCCACCCCAUCCACAUCUCUACCCCAUUGAUUUAGCCACUGUCAGAAAAUGGCCCCACUACUACAGUAUAAAAACUUGAGUCUGUAUCAAGUCUUCCAUAUUGUUGUCCUAAUACUAUAAUUAUGUUGGCUUUAAUUCUGUCUUAUAGUUCAGUUAAAGCCGUAUAGUCAAAUACAGUAGCCGGUUUGAAGGUUUAAAUUGUGCUGUUAAGGUUGACUGGUUCACUAUGGAUGCAAUAUGGGGCUGGGUUCAAGGGUUCCAUUGAAUGAACCAAGGAAAUCCAUACUGCUUAACUGGUCUUAAGCCUUCCAGCCUACAACUACUUAUGCAUUGUUUUAGCGUCUGGAGAUCAGGACUGAAGUCUAUGUCCUUCCAAUAGAGAGGUCCAGAUAGUCAACAGGUAGUCUGGAGAUGUGUUUAUAGAGAACUGUGUUAAAGCAGUUUGAAGUUAGUUUUGUUUUUAUUUACAGGUAGUUUAACUCAAUUUAAAUCGGCUAACAUCAAAUCUACUUUGUAAUGACAAUAAAGAAACUCCACCAUCAAGUGACUUUCACUCAGUCUUCAUUGUGAACAAUAAAUGUGAACUGGCAUGUUUAGAUGAAAACACAAUGACAUGUUGGACAAAAUAACCAUGUUUCUUGUUACCUUUUAGUUAUUUUUAUGUAGAGUGUGUAAGUCAGCAGGUGGCCAAGGUCAAAGGUUAUUAGGUCACUGUAGAAGACGUUUAACCACAGAUAUCUCUGAAAGGGGGGGGUGUCUGCUGUUGUUAUUUUCCCAGAGGUCAGGGCGUCGGGGGGGAGGGACCAUGUGAGGUGAACAGCCGGGAACCUACCAACCAUGUCAACAAAGACGGGAACCACAGAACACCGACCAUAUGGGACCUCUGA